AUGGGAAUUCUGAAAGUUAUCUUCUUUGUAUUCCUGCAGUUUCUGGUUAUAAAUGCAAGAAAUCAUUGCAAAAGUCACUUCUGUGGCAGCAAGUCCUUUGAAGUGAGGUUUCCUUUUCAAUUACAAGGCGGACGACUCCAAAACUGUGGCUAUCCCAGUUUUAUCUUGGAUUGCAGUAUCCAGAGAAACAGGGCAGUACUCAAUAUUCGUUAUUCUGGAGAUUUUCAUGUCCGCGAUAUGGACUACCUCAAGCAAGAAAUCCAGCUUAUGGACUUGAACCUUUCGUCUUCCCCUUUUAUGGCAGAUUAUUACCAGAGUUACACUUUCCUUCGCUGUCCUUCAGAUUUUACUAGAUCCCGGUUCACUACCAUUAACUGCCUUAGCAAUUCUACAAUAUACGUUAGCAACUUCUUCAAUGAAUUUUGCCAGGGUUAUGAACAUGUGCACUAUAAUUGUUACUUUGCCAAUCCCAGUUUCAUGGCCAUUUCAGUAUCAGAAAUUCCAUCUGACCUCGAUGAUGAUCUUAAAUUAACAUGGAAUGAUCCUGACUGUGUGGAUUGUGAGGAAAAAGGUGGUAUUUGUGGAUUUGAGAACAACACCAGCAGGGAAAUUCAUGUUUUCUGGAUCCUGGAACAGAUCACUUCCUCUAAAAAUAUAUCUUCUUUGCCCUCGUUCGAUUACAAAGAAGAGGCUGCCUCCGAUCAUGGGAGAGUCAAAGCCAUAUCUCUAGGACGCCAACAACUGGAAAACUGUGAAUCCAUCAAUCUGAAGUGUAGUAAUGAGGACAUAACCAUUCUAAAUCUUCCUUAUUCGGAAGAAUUUUUCGUUCAGGAUAUCUACUAUGACGAACAAGAAAUACAGGUCUAUGAUCCAAAUAACUGCCUUCCAAGAUGGCUUUUGAAUUUGAAUCUUUCGUCGUCCCCUUUAAUGGCCAUAGAAUAUCAGACCUACACCUUUUAUAGCUGUCCACGAGAACUUCUUCUCGGGUCCGAGUUCAAAGUUAUUGAUUGCCUAAGCAACUCCACAAGUGCUACAAUCGCUAGUUCCUUCGUGCCUCAAGAAUUGAUGGAACAAGUGUAUAAGUGCAAGAUAAUAUAUACGUCAUCAAUCCCAGUUUCCUGGCUGGGUCAAUUGGAUCACUGGGGAACUGAUAGUAAUCUUCUGUUAGCAUGGAAAGACCUUUCUUGCAAAGAUUGUGAAGGUAAAUUUCAUUCAAAAGUUCCAUUUGAUAACACUUUCCAUCAUUUGUUUAGAGUUCUUGAAAAUCCUAUUUGCUCAUGA
Messenger RNA from Fraxinus pennsylvanica, 1281 nucleotides. The record is from the annotation of a GenBank genome assembly. NCBI's taxonomy places the organism in Eukaryota, Viridiplantae, Streptophyta, Magnoliopsida, Lamiales, Oleaceae.